This is a messenger RNA of Gracilinanus agilis (Agile Gracile Mouse Opossum), 1386 nucleotides long. Its product is annotated as zinc finger protein 391-like. The transcript is spliced from 4 exons. Bases 1 to 1386 code for a protein of 461 amino acids. The record is from RefSeq and is a predicted model, not a curated record. Gene Ontology annotation, biological process: regulation of immune system process; regulation of cytokine production; negative regulation of transcription by RNA polymerase II. Lineage: Eukaryota; Metazoa; Chordata; Mammalia; Didelphimorphia; Didelphidae.
AUGAAUGUGAAAAGACCUUCAGUCAAAGAGCAGAACUUAGACAACAUCACAGAAUUCACCCUGGAGAGAAACCUCAUGAAUGCAAUGAAUGUGGCAAGGCCUUCCGCCGCAGUUCACAGCUUACUGAGCAUCAGAGAAUUCAUACUGGAGAGAAACCUUAUGAAUGUCAGCAAUGUGGCAAAGCAUUCCGACAGAGAUCAAAACUUACACGACAUCAGAGAAUUCAUACUGGAGAGAAAACUCAUGUCUAUAAUUCAUACCGGAGAGAAACCUUUUGAAUGCAAGGAAUGUGGGAAGGCCUUUCGCCUGAGCACUGGGCUUAGUGAACAUCAGAGAAUUCAUACUGGAGAAAAACCCUUUGAAUGUAAUGAGUGUGGGAAGGCCUUCCGCUGGAGUGCAGGACUUAGUCGACAUCAGACAAUUCAUACCGGAGAGAAACCUUUUGAAUGUAAUGAAUGUGGAAAGGCCUUCCGCCUGAGCACAGCACUUACAGAACAUCAGAGAAUUCACACUGGAGAGAAACCUUUUGAAUGUAAUGAAUGUGGAAAGGCCUUCCGUUUGAGCAUAGGCCUUACUGAACAUCAGAGAAAUCAUACUGGAGAAAAACCAUAUGAAUGCAUGGACUGUGGGAAAGCCUUCAGCCAGAGUACACAGCUUAAUCGACAUCAGAGAAUUCAUACUGGAGAGAAACCAUAUGAAUGUAAUGAAUGUGGGAAGGCCUUUUGCCAAAGAGCAAACCUUACACAACAUCAGACAGUUCAUACUGGUGAGAAGCCUUAUGAAUGUAAUGAAUGUGGGAAGGCCUUUAGCCAAAGCACAGCACUUACUGGGCAUCUGAGAAUUCACACUGGAGAGAAACCUUAUGAAUGCAAUGAAUGUGGGAAGGCCUUCCGUCUAAGGACAGGACUUACUGAACAUCAGCGAAUUCAUACGGGACAGAAACCAUAUGAAUGUAAUGAAUGUGGAAAGGCUUUUCGCCUGAGCAAACAGCUUACUCAGCAUUACAGAAUUCACACUGGAGACAGGCUUUAUGAAGCUGAGAGUCGAUAUGCCUUUACCACUCUGUACGUCCAUGCCCCGAUUUGCCGGGAGCGGGGAUACGUCACCUCAGCGGGUAAGCCAGUGUCCCAUCUCCAGGACAUCCAGGAGCUCCUCGCAGCCGUCUGGGAACCCAGAGCGGUUGCUGUGGUUCAUACCCCAGGACACCAGUCAGACCCACCCCAGUAUUCCUCUGCCGACCUGGAAUGGGUCCGGGCUAAGUCAGGUCACUGGUCUGGCACCCUGUAUAAAGAUCCAGAUGGUAAUCUCUUUCUCCCACAAGCUAUGGGCCAGCUUCUCUCUACCCACCUGCAUCAUCUCACUCAUACGGGGGCCACUAAAAUGUGA